AACAGGAGCGCGAAAAGAGAGAGGGGUUCUCCUGUAGACUCUCCGUCAUCGACGCGCUCCGUCCGUGCCCGUUGGAGAGAUUCGUGCAAGUAGGAGACCAAAGGUGCUUCGCGUGUUUGCGUCACUCCGUCGGACCAUGCCAGGCACGGUGGCCGUCAACCUGCGUCAGAUGCCCAUGUCGCGGACUUUUCUACGUGCGAUGCCAGAGUUUAGGUGCGCGCGAACGGCCAAGCGACGCCUCUUCGACGAAGUGGACCACGAGCAGCUUCAGCGCGACCUCGAAGAAGAGAACCGUGCCCUAGUCGCUCGCUUCGCCGAAGCUUACAACUUCGAUCUGAGCACGGAGACGCCCCUGCCGGGCCGCUUCGAAUGGCAGAGCGUCGGAGAACGGGCCGCGGCUGCUUCUGCGAGCCGCGCGUCGGAAGCAGGGGACGCCGUCGUUGCUUCGGAAACAGGGGACGCCGAGCCUGCUGCGAUAGCGCAGCGACCCCAGCGACCAGUUUCGCCCGCUAGGCAACGUCUCAUCUCCGACUACUUCCAGGUGCGCAAGAGACUUCCGCUCGCAGAGAAGAGUGCCCAGCAGCCCCCGGCCAAGAUGGCGAGACUGAUGAUGGCGCCAGAGAGUGUGCCCUAGCCGGAGGGGGUUGAAACCACCGAGCGGCAAAAUCGCAGCGACACCGCCCGAUGAAGAAACCCCCGUGCCUUCUUUUUGUGUGUGUGUGCCCGCUCGUGGGCGAUGAUGAAUGAUCUCAAUGGCUGCUGCCCCCCCCCCCCCCCGCCCUUCAUCCUUUUUUAACGUUCUCCAAGCUCUGAAGGACGUUACACCUUGCAAGGUUGCGGAAAGUCGCGCAAACAGUCACAUCAGCAGCGCAGUGCCGCAGGUUGCUUUGCCUUUUACAAAAGGAGCGCCGCGUGCAACGUUGCCAAUUACAGGAAUCCCCACUGUAACCACUAGGGUUAAUGCACACUGGCGACUUGAACGUAGCCUCCGUGAUUAGCUCCGCGUUGCCGGAGCUGAUUGCAGAGGCCACGCUCAGAGAGGUCACGCCACCGUAGUUAUCGCAAAUGUUUUGGCGCAUCAUCCUAAGUUUAAAAGUGACCAGUCGCGAUGAAACGCUUUUGAUCAAAAAGCAACUGUUUUAGCUCGCCGCGUUGCAACUGCGAAAGCGAGUGAUUUACUGAAAUCGAGUGACACUGAGUGUGCCAGAACAUUGGCGACCAAGUUGGCGACCAAGUCUCCAACUUGGUGGUUAACUGGCGACUAAGUCGUCAGAGUGAAUGUGCGUUCAGAUGAUGUCCAGCAAAAAAAAAAAAAGAAAAAAAAAACGGCGCUAAAAGCGCAGGCUGUCCUGUAAGUUGUGCUCUCGUCGAUCCCGGUGGGAUGUGGUGCUAGCCAACCUUGCAACACGUCUUCGAGGCCAUAGACUACGUGCCACGGGCAGCCAGUACCGGUGUUUUGACCCGUCCUGGACUGACUGAGGCCUUCGAAGUGGCUAGCAGUCGCAUCUACGUGUGUGAGCCUUACAGCCGCGACUGCCUUAAGAGGUGUAACGCAAACUUCCUUUCCUUUCCCCUGGAGUGAACACAUACGCCCCGUACCUGAUCAGAGAGCCGUCACCGACCACCCCUUCGAGUUCCUAACUCCAGCCCACCCAGUGUUUAACGUCGUCGUACCCUUUUCCACGAUCUCAGACACACAAACUCACACAGAAAAGGGGAGCGCCGUCUUUUUUUCUUUCCUCGUCUCCUUUCCUUUUUUUUAAACAACAAAAGUAUGUAGCAUUUUUAUUUUGUUUUUUAUCGAUUUUAUUGAUGAGUAUGCACCUUUGUUGGUU
Molecule: messenger RNA, 1835 nt
Organism: Rhipicephalus microplus (southern cattle tick)
Lineage: Eukaryota; Metazoa; Arthropoda; Arachnida; Ixodida; Ixodidae
Biological process (GO): regulation of cell cycle
Cellular component (GO): nucleus
Molecular function (GO): cyclin-dependent protein serine/threonine kinase inhibitor activity
Source: RefSeq, a predicted model, not a curated record